CCUGAGGGACAAGAUUGUGUGCGGAAGUGAUUCACAGUGAGUCUUCCACUGGUGCAACUCCAACUCGGUCAGUUUCUACCAUGCAGAUUUUUUUUACGCACAAGUUCUGACUUAUAGAGACGUGUGUCUAUACUAAAGUCAUCCCAUCUGACGUAAGGCAAAGUUAGUACUUUAAAGUGCGUCACAAUGCAGAGGAAUGCGGGUUUCGGUCUCUCGGAUCUGUCAGAGGAUCAGGAUCAAGCAGAGUCUCAUCCCGAGGCAGCAGCUGGGAGAGCAGGACCGACCUGCACCAACCGGACCGGCCCCAAAUCCUGGUCCGUGGUCGUGCUGUCAGUGCUGGGCUCUGCGGUAGCUGUGGCUGCUGUUGGCUGUGUCUGCGCCCUCAUAUACCCGAUACUCAAAGAGCUGCGGGCAGAGAGAGUGACGGGAGAGGAUGGGGCUGAACACAGGAUGUUGGGUUUCUGGAGUAUCCUGGUGCUGUCACUAAUAGCAGGGUGUAUCUGCUGUGCCUUCUCAUGGACUCUCACCUACCUGGACUCGUACCAGCCCGGCAUGGCGUCGGGAACACUUCUAACUCUGGCCCACCUCAGAGGUGUAUCCGGCCAUCGUCUCCACAUUGGUUAUGGUGUCGCUGUCCUUAAUGGCGUCAUGGGGAUGCUCACUGUCAUCUGGAGCCUCACCUGACACCCAGAUACGCCCUCGGUAGAAGUGCUACUGGGACAUUCUCCACUAUGAAAUUCAAAUAAAAGGUUGCCAUGGAAGGUUUGAUAUUAAGUAUUUGUAGGACUUGUUUUCUAUCAACAGCUAGUUUAAAAAGGGCUGUGGUUGUGUAUGAUUCAGAUGUAUGUAAGAUACGUGUGCCUUUUCCUUUAAGAACACUGGUAUUCAUAAAGGACGAAUGUGCGGUGAGAAUGUGCGCAUCUCACACAGACUUCAGACCAGGCAUACACACAGUUCUCAAGAGAUAGCAUUGUUUGUUUUCCACUUAAAGUUAUGUUCACUGAGAAAGAUGUGUCCUGUCUGUGAUGCAAUAAAGAUAUUUGUUUCUCAACAAAA
Molecule: messenger RNA, 1056 nt
Organism: Epinephelus moara (kelp grouper)
Lineage: Eukaryota; Metazoa; Chordata; Actinopteri; Perciformes; Serranidae
Gene: arl6ip6
Product: ADP-ribosylation factor-like 6 interacting protein 6
Exons: 4
Coding region: 187-684 (165 amino acids)
Source: RefSeq, a predicted model, not a curated record